AUGUCUCCCAAAAGCAUCCUCGUCCUCAGCGCCACCGGCAACCAAGGCCGCGGCGUCGUCCAGCACUGCCUAUCGGCAGGUCACUCUGUCUCCGCCUACGUGCGCAACCCAGCCAGCAGCGCUGCAGUCCAACUCGCAGAACAAGGUGCGACACUUAUCACAGGAGACCUCGACGACCUGGAAUCCCUCCGCAGCGCGACACAAAACGUGGACGCCGUGUUCUUCACCGAAGUGCAAACCGGCAACCGUGAGCUCGAUCUCAAGCGCAUGGAGAACGUGAUCCUCGCUGCGCAGGAAUCGUCCACGAUCUCGCAUAUUAUUCUCUCUACGGCGCUUAAGACAGGCCAGCAUGAGUCAUUCCCCGGGUGGGAGGGCGGUGCGCACCCAAUGAAGGAGUACUGGCUCCAAAAGCAUGCGCUGGAGAACCGUGUUCGUGAGGCUGCGGCAGCGAAGAAUGGGGGCCGCUGGACGAUUAUCCGACCGGGCCACUUCCUUCAGAAUCUCCUGCCGCCGGUGCGGGACUUCAUGUUCCCUGGCUUCAAGGAAGAGCGGGUCUUGCGCGUGGCGUAUCGGGCCGGGACGGAGCUGCCGUUAGUGGAUGCCCGGGAUGUGGGGAUUGUGGUUGCGGCUGCGGUUAAGGAACCCGAGAGGUUUUCGAGCAAGGCGGUUGAUGUGGCGGUGGAGGUGGUCACGGUGGAGCAGUUGGCGGGGAAGAUUGGGAAGGUGGUGGGUGAAGAGGUGAAGGUGGAGUUUUUGGACGAUGAGGUCGUGGAUGGGAUGAUCAAGGAGGGGCAUCUUGGUGCUGCUUCGUCAAGAUGGGCUGAUGAGGUGCCCGGUGGGGAUGGUGUGAGUAACUGUCGCGAGGAGUUGGGGCCUUUGGCGGAGGGACUUACUUCCGUGGAUGCGUUUUUGAAGGAGAAUGAGAAGGGGAUCUUGGCUUGA
This is a messenger RNA of Aspergillus niger, 942 nucleotides long. RefSeq lists its product as uncharacterized. The record is from RefSeq and is a predicted model, not a curated record. The coding region runs from base 1 to 942 and encodes 313 amino acids. The transcript has a single exon. Lineage: Eukaryota; Fungi; Ascomycota; Eurotiomycetes; Eurotiales; Aspergillaceae.